AAAUAGAAAUAAAAAGCCCAUCCAUGAUUUCACUUCAACCCUAGAUUAUCCCCACCUUCUUCAGAUAAAUUGGCAGUUAUUAAAAUUGAAGGGUCUUCUUCUGCUUCCUUUUGAAGCUGAAUCCUUAGGACACGCAACUCGCUCCAAUGACAAAGGGAACAGGGAGUUUCGGAAAGAGGAGGAACAAGAGUCACACUCUGUGUGUAAGAUGCGGUCGUCGUAGCUUUCACAUCCAGAAGAGUCGCUGCUCCGCCUGCGCGUACCCUGCCGCUCGCAAGAGGACCUAUAACUGGAGUGUGAAGGCGAUCAGGAGGAAGACUACAGGAACCGGUAGGAUGAGAUAUCUCAAAAAUGUCCCCCGCCGCUUCAAGACUUGUUUCAGAGAAGGUACUGAAGCCAAACCAAGGAACAAGGGAGCAGCAGCAGCUUCAUCAUCCUAAGAAAAAUGAGUCCAUUCCGUCUAAAGCGCAACAAGGAGUAAAGCCUACCUUUGUAUCUCAUUAUCUCUAGUUCAGUAGUUGUGAUAACAAUAUGUUACGUUUUAUUGUGUCUGCCUAUAAAGUUUUGAGCGUUCAGUCAAAUACAUUCCAGGUUCGGGGUUUGAUUGAUUACCAUGUCAUAAACACGGACAAAUCUAUGCAAAACCUUGCCUUUUUGUA
Brassica oleracea var. oleracea is the source of this 659-nucleotide messenger RNA. Its product is annotated as 60S ribosomal protein L37-2. Gene Ontology annotation, molecular function: RNA binding; structural constituent of ribosome. Gene Ontology annotation, biological process: translation. The transcript is spliced from 4 exons. NCBI's taxonomy places the organism in Eukaryota, Viridiplantae, Streptophyta, Magnoliopsida, Brassicales, Brassicaceae. Gene Ontology annotation, cellular component: ribosome; cytosolic large ribosomal subunit. Bases 147 to 440 code for a protein of 97 amino acids. The record is from RefSeq and is a predicted model, not a curated record.